GUUCACCAUACUCUUCUAUCUUAUCAUUCUCAUUUUCCUUCUUCUUUUCUCUUACAACUUAUAUCAUUCUUUUGAGAUUAAGGCUCUAACAUUACUAUUAUUAUUAUUACAAUAAAAUGGAAAACACAGACAAUUUCGACUACUCGAAACGAUCCCAAUGGUUAAGGGCAGCAGUAUUAGGAGCCAAUGAUGGUUUAGUUUCAACAGCAUCACUAAUGAUGGGUGUAGGUGCAGUUAAGCAAGAUAUUAAAGCCAUGAUCCUAACCGGGUUUGCGGGCCUAGUGGGCGGGGCAUGUAGUAUGGCUAUUGGUGAAUUUGUGUCUGUUUAUUCACAGCUUGAUAUUGAGAUGGCCCAGCUAAAAAGAGAUCAAAAAAAGAAUAAUAACGGAGAAAUUGCUGCCAUGGAAGAAGGUUGUAAGGAAGAGGAGGAAAAGGAAGAUUUGCCUAAUCCAUUACAAGCAGCAUUUGCAUCAGCAUUUGCAUUUUCUGUAGGGGCCUUGGUCCCACUUUUGGCGGCAGCGUUUGUGAAGGAUUAUAGGGUGAGGCUUGGGGUUGUGGCGGUGGCAGUGACGGUGGCGUUGGUGGUUUUUGGGUGUUUAGGGGCGGUUUUGGGGCGAGCAUCGGGUUUUAAGGCUUCGCUUAGGGUUUUGUUGGGUGGUUGGCUUGCUAUGGCUAUUACUUUUGGGUUAACUAAGUUGGUGGGCUCCGAUAGGUUAUAAUAAUAUAGAGUUAUAUAUUUGAACUAUUUAUAUAUAUUUUUGAAAAUAUAUCUAAAAUUCAUUAUAUAUAAUAAUGAAUUUGAAAAUUUGAUUUUAUGAUUAUUCUCAAUUUUUAUGAAUUUGCUAUUGAAUUAUUAUCUUUAAUGGUAGUAAAUUUGCAAAGAUGGAAAGAGUAUUUUGUUUAUGUAUAUGUUUUAUGUCUUAAUUAAAUUAAGGAAACUACUUAAAAUUUUAUAUCUUAAGAAGUUAUGGUUUUAAAAUAUGAAAUAUGGGAAUAAAUUGGAAUGUAUUUGCAAGAUAAGGGAUUGUUCAUAUUAUGUAUUGGGUUGGAAAGAUUGUAAGGAAUAAUGUAACGGAUACUUCUCUUAAAGUCGGGUGUUGGCAUGAAAUAUGGAGGGGGUAAUGUAAGGACUAAGGGGUGCCUCUUAUGAAUCCCUAGCCAACAUUGAUAAGAUAAUGUUAUGAUUGUAUAUUUUAUUGUUGAGAAUCUAAUAAUAGAAUUAUUGUUUAA
Molecule: messenger RNA, 1230 nt
Organism: Amaranthus tricolor (Joseph's coat)
Lineage: Eukaryota; Viridiplantae; Streptophyta; Magnoliopsida; Caryophyllales; Amaranthaceae
Product: vacuolar iron transporter homolog 1-like
Exons: 1
Coding region: 117-719 (200 amino acids)
Biological process (GO): intracellular manganese ion homeostasis
Cellular component (GO): membrane
Molecular function (GO): manganese ion transmembrane transporter activity; iron ion transmembrane transporter activity
Source: RefSeq, a predicted model, not a curated record